Messenger RNA from Knipowitschia caucasica, 408 nucleotides. Lineage: Eukaryota; Metazoa; Chordata; Actinopteri; Gobiiformes; Gobiidae. The record is from the annotation of a GenBank genome assembly.
AUGGACGAGAGGCAGAGCAGACACUUGGCUCCAAACCGGCAAAGACAAACCAACAAAAACACCAAAGAAAUACUAAAAACAAUCAUGAAGACUGCUUUGAUCGCUGUUGCUUUCCUCGUACUCGGACUUGGCUGGACCUCCGAAGCUGUAGAAGUGGAGGAGGGCGGCAUGUCCUUCUCCCUGGAGGCCGUGCAGAGACUUCAGGAGCUCACAGAAAACAACAUGCUGGCCACCAAACAGAACCCACGCAUCAGGUUCAAUGCUUUCUUGUGCUCGGACCCCAUGUUGCCCCAGGAGUUCUUGCCGCUGUGCAGACAGAGAGGAGCGUCUGCAUCUCUGGCCCGACUGGCGCUGGUUCCCAUGGAUGUGUGUGAGAUCUGUGCCUUCGCCGCCUGCACCGGCUGCUAA